Molecule: messenger RNA, 2723 nt
Organism: Pelodiscus sinensis (Chinese soft-shelled turtle)
Lineage: Eukaryota; Metazoa; Chordata; Testudines; Trionychidae
Source: RefSeq, a predicted model, not a curated record
AUGGCGCUUCGCUGGGGCUACAAGCUUGAGGUCUUCGUCCUGGCAGCCGUGGGGCUCAGCGGCCUCCUCUUCCUCCUCAAGGCUAACGAGGAUGAGUUCCUGCAGACGGGGAACGCCUCGGUGGCCAACAUCUCCGGCUUCGCCGACCUGCCUGGCCACAUCCAGGACUUCCUGCGCUACAAGCAUUGCCGGGCCUUCCCCCAGCUGCUGGAUGUGUCCGACAAGUGCGGGGGGCCCGAUGGCUCCCCCGAGGUCUUCCUCCUCCUGGCCAUCAAGUCCUCGCCCAUUAACUACGAGCGGCGAGAGGUCAUCCGCAAGACCUGGGGGGAGGAGCGCUACAAGCAUUGCCGGGCCUUCCCCCAGCUGCUGGAUGUGUCCGACAAGUGCGGGGGGCCCGAUGGCUCCCCCGAGGUCUUCCUCCUCCUGGCCAUCAAGUCCUCGCCCAUUAACUACGAGCGGCGAGAGGUCAUCCGCAAGACCUGGGGGGAGGAGCGGGACUACCACGGGCUCCGCGUCCGCCGGCUCUUCCUGGUCGGCGAGGCGGGGGACCGGCGGGAGCUCAUCGCCCACGUGGGGCCCGUCCGGGAGAAGUGGAGCAAGUACUACGUCCCCAAGCAGGUCGCCGCCUCCGACGCCUACCCGCCCUACUGCGGUGGGGGCGGGAUCCUCAUGUCCGGCUUCACCGCCCGCGUCAUCCACCGGGAGUCGCAGGCCAUCGAGCUCCUGCCCAUCGACGACGUCUACCUGGGCAUGUGCCUGGAGCAAGCCGGCCGGAUCCGGACCGUGGGCGUCAGGGUGCCCUCUGCCAAGCUGGAGUCCUUUGACCCCUGCUACUACAACGAGCUGCUGCUGGUGCACCGCUUCGUGCCUUACGAGACGCUGCUCAUGUGGCACGCCAUCCACGAGCCGGACCUGCACUGCGGGAAGAGGCUGCAGGUCUAUGACCACGUCUGAGGGACACCAGGGGCCCGAGGGGAGGGGUGCCAGGAGCCCAAGGGGAGGGGCCCAAGGGGAGGGCCAUCACGAAGGUCUUUGUGGCUGGGCCCCACGCACUCCAAACAGGUCACCCGUGGCGUUCUCUCGUGGCCUGUUCCAGGAAGUCCCGCCUCCACGGAGGCGGGACUUCCAGGAAGACGCCACCGCAGGGCUUUCUGGCGGCUGGCACGUAGGGAGGGCCCAGAGAUGCUGAACAGCUCGCCGACUUCCAGGUCCUUCCCUGUGCCAACUGGCUAGACCCAUUUUGUCAGUGGCGUUUACCUCGGCUCCUCCCUUCCCGGUGGCUGUGCUAGACACUUCGAGUUGCUGUGGAGUCACCCUGCUUCCGAGAACGCAGAUGCUGGAAGCGGCCACUCUGCCGGGUGGAGGGGGGAAUUUUCUGCCUCCUUGACUAACUGGCACGUUGGCAACUGGUGCUCAAAUCCCGGGGCAGGACGUCACUGGCUUGGCCGAUGCCCAGAUCUUGGCUCGGAUGCGGCAUCUCCGGGGCCGAAUGUCCAAAUGCUGCAGGUAGCAGAGGGUGUGCCGGCCCAGCCUCAGUUUCCCUGGCAGCACUAGCUGCGAGCCAUGCCACCUUGCACCUGCCCAGAGCUCCGGGCCGCAGCGUAGCCACCAUCCCGUAAAGUCGAUCGAAUUGUGCCCAGUCAAGCCAACGGUGAAUUUUGGCUCGGGGGGGGAAGCAGACAGUACGAGGGGGGAGGGAUUUGGUGUUCUCAGCGGCCGCCGGGGCUCUCUGGCCUGCCUCGCUGAGGCACAGUCCCCUUGCUGCUGGCGGUUUGGCUGUUGGGUAUAUUGACCAGCAGGACUGCUGCUGCCACCUGCUCAGAAGAGCAGAGAGACGUGACGUCUGCCCCCCGCCUCUCUCCCCGGACCUGCCCGCCGGUGGAAAUGUUUGGGGGAGGCCCCACAGAGAAGAACCGGGCUGGGCCUGGCUUCUUGGGACCCCAACCGGGGCUGGGGAUGCCGGGUGUAAAACCGCACGUCUGCGGGGGAGCAAACGGGCCCCUCCCGUCCCGGUGGGCUAACACCCGGCCGCCCCUCUCCUCCGGGGGCACAGUCCCGCAGGGCUGGGUUACUGCAUUGCUCCCCUGCCUCCGAAAACCAGGCCUGUGCCCGAGACCCUUACAGGACACGGCUGCUCCUCACUGGGCUGGAGGCUUUCGGUUCAGGCCUGGGAUGUGUAGGACGUGAGGACGGGGCGACAGCCGAGCCCACAACCUUCCCCCGCUCUGCCCAAUCGCAGGGCAAAAGUGUUAAACCCGACCCCCAUCCCCACCCCCACCCCGGCCGUUUCUGUUCCUCAAGGUAGAAAGUGACCAAGAUGAGCCACCAGCGCCGGGCGCCUCUCGCACCCUGUUGGCCGCAUCCCCAGCUCUGACGCACGUCGGAGACUUUGCCACUUUAAUUGCCUUUCAUGGGAUCCACGACCCCAGAGUUUCCUGAGUCCCCGGCCUUGGAGUGUUUGUUUAAUCUGUUGCGCCAGCUCUUGGGCUGUUCCUGUGCCCUUCGGAACCGGGCACCUCAAUUGUUCAGCUUCGCACCUGGUGGCGAGCGAGAGGCAGAUCUCCCCCGGCUCUAUCAGCAGGCCAGAUAACACGGCCCCAGCCCUUCCUGCACCCAUAAAAAAAGCCACCCCGAAGUGUCAAGAAACUGACGCUCGGGUUCUACAUUCACCACCUGGCAUGGCAAGAGGCCAUCGCCGCCCCCGGGCCGUGGCAGAGUUCUCU